AUAUAAUCUAGAGCUCUAUAGAUAGAAAACCAAGAAUGAAAAAGAAAAACAAAAGAAGAGAAAAGAACGAAUGAUCUCUAUCAUUCAAUCCCAUGUUCCCGAUCUCUCUUCUCUUCUCUUCAACCCCCACACCCUCAUCCCCUCCAUCAAUUUCCACACACAAUCCCCUUAACUUCUCCUCCUUUCUUCAAUGGUAACGACAUUCACUUUUUAGUGUUUUGAAAUUUUGCAUCACCAAAACAUCCUUGAAGCUCACAACUUUCAUGCACAUAUACCCAUGUUGCAAGAAAAAAGUAAACACAUAUUUGUUUAAUUCCUGUACAAAAUACACGUACAUGGAAAGAAUCUUAUUCACUUUUCUUUAUCAGAGAUGAGAGCAUAAAGACUCAAACUUUCCCUCUGAUUCUGAUCCAAUAAAGGGUUCUCUUUUGACUUGAAAAACUCACCUCCCAAGAUUUGUAGAGAGAGAAAUUUUGGUUUUUGUUUAGAGAGAGUGGGUUUUUGUUAAUAUUUAUUAUUACGUGGAGAUAAUUUGAUCGAGAAAGAGAGAAAUGUUGGAAAUGGAGAGGGAGUUUGAUUCAAAGUUCAGAAUUCAAAGCGGCGAUCAUCCUUCUUCGUCAUCAAAUAACAAUAAUGGGAGCGUGCAGAGAUCUAAAAGCUUUGCAUUCAGAGCACCUCAAGAGAAUUUCACUAUUCAUGAUUUUGAGCUUGGCAAGAUCUAUGGUGUUGGGUCUUAUUCAAAGGUAGUGAGAGCAAAAAAGAAGGAUACAGGAACAGUAUCUGCCUUGAAGAUCAUGGACAAAAAAUUCAUCACCAAGGAAAAUAAAACAGCUUAUGUUAAGCUAGAACGCAUUGUGCUUGAUCAAUUGGACCAUCCUGGAAUUGUGCGGCUCUUUUUCACUUUUCAGGACAAUUAUUCGCUGUAUAUGGCACUUGAAUCCUGUGAAGGCGGAGAACUUUUUGACCAAAUAACUAGAAAAGGCCGUUUAUCGGAGGAUGAAGCUUGCUUUUAUGCUGCUGAAGUUGUUGAUGCUCUUGAAUACAUACAUAGCAUGGGAUUAAUACAUCGAGAUAUAAAGCCGGAGAAUUUGCUACUUACUGCAGAAGGACACAUUAAAAUUGCUGAUUUUGGGAGUGUGAAGCCCAUGCAAGAUAGUUGCAUUACUGUCCUUCCAAAUGCGGCUUCAGAUGACAAGGCUUGCACAUUUGUGGGAACAGCGGCAUAUGUCCCUCCAGAAGUCCUUAACUCUUCUCCUGCAACUUUUGGAAAUGACCUCUGGGCACUCGGCUGCACUUUGUACCAGAUGCUUUCAGGGACUUCUCCUUUCAAAGAUGCAAGUGAAUGGCUUAUAUUUCAAAGAAUUAUUGCCCGGGAUAUAAGGUUUCCUGAUUAUUUUUCAGGAGAAGCAAGAGACCUCAUCGACCACUUAUUAGAUAUAGAUCCCAGCAGAAGACCUGGUGCUGGCCGUGGUGGGUAUGCUGAGCUCAAGAACCAUCCCUUCUUUGAGGGAGUUGACUGGAAGAAUUUAAGAGGAGAAACCCCUCCUAAACUUGUUUCGGAGCCAAUGGUGCACUCAGGUGACAGUGACCAUGACUCUGGGUCUCCAUAUAACCCUGCACGUGCUGGAGACAGUUCUGUGACACAAAAUGAUGGAAAUGCUGGAGUAUCAUCAUCUGCUGAAGCAACGGCUCACAUAACUAGACUUGCUUCAAUAGACUCCUUUGAUUCCAAAUGGCAACAGUUUUUGGAUCCAGGGGAAUCUGUUCUUAUGAUCGCAAUGGUGAAGAAAUUACAGAAACUGACGAGCAAGAAGGUGCAGCUUAUCCUUACCAACAAGCCAAAGUUGAUUUACGUGGACCCUUCAAAGUUAGUGGUGAAGGGAAAUAUAAUUUGGUCUGACAAUUCUGAUGACCUGAGCGUCCAAGUAACAAGUCCUUCACAUUUCAAGAUCUGUACGCCGAAGAAGGUAAGGUCAUUUGAAGACGCCAAGCAGAGAGCAUGGCAGUGGAAAAAGGCAAUCGAGAGUCUUCAAAACCAAUGAAAAUCUGUUUGUGGAUGUGACAAACAUUCUUUUUUUGUUUUGAUAUAGCCGAGGAACUUCGGGAUUCUUAAAACUGUCGACACCACAAACGAUUAUUUAUUUUGUGGAAGAGAUUCGAGUAACAAGUUUGGCAUCUUCAAGGUGCUAAGCUGCCCCAUCAAGCUCUCCCCAUCCCACUUGCUUAGAACUAGCUUUGCAAUGGGGGCUUCUCUGUGUUUUAUGCUUUUAAUGGAAGAAAUGUACAACGCAAGUCUUGAUUGCUGGGUUUGUAGGGGAGACAAGGGUUCACGACUUACUGGAUUUAAAGUUCCAAGCCACUAAUGAAAAGUAUGAGAUAUUUACAGGUGAAAAUUUAUCCUCA
Populus euphratica (Euphrates poplar) is the source of this 2403-nucleotide messenger RNA. It is a transcript of the gene PDK1, whose product is annotated as 3'-phosphoinositide-dependent protein kinase 1. Gene Ontology annotation, biological process: protein phosphorylation. Gene Ontology annotation, molecular function: ATP binding; cAMP-dependent protein kinase activity. The transcript has 11 exons. Bases 552 to 2042 code for a protein of 496 amino acids. The record is from RefSeq and is a predicted model, not a curated record. Gene Ontology annotation, cellular component: cAMP-dependent protein kinase complex. Lineage: Eukaryota; Viridiplantae; Streptophyta; Magnoliopsida; Malpighiales; Salicaceae.